Messenger RNA from Zalophus californianus (California sea lion), 1062 nucleotides. RefSeq names its product opsin 5 (gene OPN5). The coding region runs from base 1 to 1062 and encodes 353 amino acids. Gene Ontology annotation, cellular component: membrane. Gene Ontology annotation, biological process: G protein-coupled receptor signaling pathway; visual perception. The record is from RefSeq and is a predicted model, not a curated record. NCBI's taxonomy places the organism in Eukaryota, Metazoa, Chordata, Mammalia, Carnivora, Otariidae. The transcript is spliced from 6 exons. Gene Ontology annotation, molecular function: G protein-coupled receptor activity.
AUGGCGCUAAACCACACUGCCCUGCCCCAGGAUGAGCACCUGCCACACUACCUUCAAGAAGGGGACCCCUUUGCUUCCAAACUUUCCUGGGAAGCGGAUCUAGUGGCUGGCUUUUACUUAACAAUAAUUGGGAUUCUGUCCACAUUUGGAAACGGGUAUGUCCUUUAUAUGUCUUCUAGACGAAAGAAGAAGCUGAGACCUGCGGAAAUAAUGACUAUCAAUUUAGCAAUCUGUGAUCUGGGCAUUUCAGUUGUAGGCAAACCGUUCACGAUCAUCUCUUGCUUCUGUCACCGCUGGGUGUUUGGCUGGAUUGGCUGCCGCUGGUAUGGAUGGGCUGGAUUUUUCUUUGGCUGUGGAAGUCUCAUCACCAUGACUGCUGUCAGCCUGGAUCGAUAUCUGAAAAUCUGCUAUUUAUCGUAUGGGGUUUGGCUGAAAAGAAAGCACGCCUACAUCUGCCUGGCAGUCAUCUGGGCUUAUGCUUCCUUCUGGACCACCAUGCCCUUGGUAGGUCUGGGAGACUACGCUCCUGAGCCCUUCGGAACCUCGUGCACGCUGGACUGGUGGCUGGCCCAGGCCUCCAUGGGUGGCCAGAUUUUCAUCCUGAACAUCCUCUUCUUCUGCCUCUUACUCCCAACGGCUGUGAUCGUGUUCUCCUAUGUGAAGAUCAUUGCCAAGGUUAAGUCCUCCUCUAAAGAAGUAGCUCAUUUCGACAGUCGGAUACAUAGCAGCCAUGUGCUGGAAAUGAAACUGACCAAGGUAGCAAUGCUGAUUUGUGCUGGCUUCCUGAUUGCCUGGAUUCCUUAUGCAGUGGUCUCUGUGUGGUCAGCUUUUGGAAGGCCAGACUCCAUCCCCAUACAACUCUCUGUGGUGCCAACCCUACUUGCAAAAUCAGCAGCAAUGUACAACCCCAUCAUUUACCAGGUCAUUGAUUACAAAUUUGCCUGUUGCCAAACUGGUGGUUUGAAAGCAACUAAGAAGAAAUCAUUGGAAGACUUCAGGCUGCACACUGUAACCACAGUCAGGAAGUCUUCUGCUGUGCUGGAAAUCCAUCAAGAGGUAUGA